Molecule: messenger RNA, 1765 nt
Organism: Topomyia yanbarensis
Lineage: Eukaryota; Metazoa; Arthropoda; Insecta; Diptera; Culicidae
Gene: Inx7
Product: innexin inx7
Exons: 4
Coding region: 42-1490 (482 amino acids)
Biological process (GO): phototransduction
Cellular component (GO): plasma membrane; gap junction
Molecular function (GO): gap junction channel activity
Source: RefSeq, a predicted model, not a curated record
AGUUUUUAUUUUACUCCAUUCAUAACAAAACUGUGGUCAACAUGCUAAAUACGUUUUCAGUGCUCUCUCCUCACUUGAAAUUCAAAAACAAAUUCGUUUCUAUCGAUAACUUGGCUUUCAAGUUCCACUACCGAGCUACGUUUACAUUAUUGCUUGUUUGUACAUUGUUAGUGACAUCAAGGCAGUACAUUGGCGAACAUAUCAGAUGCAUAACUGGUGGAUCAAUUCCAGAACAUGUUAUAAACACAUUCUGUUUCUUUACGACUACUUUCACGGUAGUGAGACUAUUCAAUGAAUCAAUGCUGCAAGCUGGCUCCAUUCCUCACCCCGGUGUUGGACACAUGAGCACCGAAGAGCCCGUGAAGCACCAUGCGUACUACCAGUGGGUUCCGUUUGUGCUGUUUCUGCAAGCUAUUAUGUUUUAUGGACCGCAUUAUCUAUGGCGAACUUUGGAAGGAGGAAAAAUCAAACGGCUUGUAGACGGACUGAAAAUGGUGGAAAUAUCAAAUUUCUACGAGCGAAACAAUAGCAUAACAUUUGAAACGAAAUACACACUACGAUCCAAAUUUGAAUUGAAUAAAAAAUUGGAUAUAGCACGUGACGCGUUUCACAAACACAUCUUAAUUAAUCAGUUAUGGGCUUUCAAGCUAGUAUUCUGUGAAACGCUAAAUCUACUUAACGUGCUAACACAAGUUUGGUUCACCAAUAAAUUUCUUAGUGGGCGUUUCUAUCAUCUCGGAUUAGAUUUCAUCGAAGAAGAUUUUACUGGAACAAUGGAUGUAUUGGAUACAGUCUUCCCUAAAGUGACAAAAUGUCACUUUCAUAAGUAUGGACCUUCUGGUACAAUUCAAAAACACGAUGCCCUAUGUGUGAUGGCUUUGAACGUAAUCAAUGAAAAGAUUUUCACGUUCCUGUGGUUUUGGUACGCAAUUGUUAUUAUUGUGUCUAUUAGUGCACUAAUAUGGAGAUUGAUUACAUUAUGGCAACAUAGCAGAUUCGCAGUAUGUGUAAUUAUAUUAACAGUCGAAGCAAGGAUACAGAUACAUGACUUAAAUCGAAAUCCUUUGGUAAUAAUACCAUUAGGAAAAGCGAAAAUUAAAUUAGGAUAUGUAAGAAUUAUUCAACCCAUUAGUUUUUUUGAAAUUGGAACAACAAUUAUCAAAUUUGAAAAAAUCAUUGAAAACAAUGUUUAUAAUCAUCAAUUGUAUACAUUAUUACAAAAUAAGUACUUACUAUUGACUCAUACAUAUUAUAAAUUGGUUCCUCACACAUAUCGCCAAAAGAGAUGGGACAGCAUUGGAAAAGUGCUGAAAUGGGUAGCUGGAACUCCUGAUGCAGAAGAUUUGAAAACAAUCAACAACACCAUGAAUGACCUCAUCGAAAGUAACAAUCAACAAGUAUUAAUCAACCAGGCGAUUAAUUCCAGAAUGCAACAUUUAAAUAAAAUGGCGAAUGAUCUAUUACAAUUGGAUUCUAAAUCAAAAGAAUAACAAGUCGUCGAGAUGAAUUUACUGCAGAUAAUUUUGAAUCUAGAUGCAACACAACAUCAAAUCGAAAUACUUGAAGAUGCUGUACUCCUUGCCAAACAUGGAAUUCCCAGUAGUCGAAUUUUAUCAAUUAAAGAUUUCUUAAAGAUUAAGACAUUUUUGAUCGAACAAAACAUCCCAGUCACUUCAUUUGAAAAUAUGCUGACAAAAGCUACAGCACAAGUUGCUAUGAAUAAAACUCAUGUGAUCUAUAUGCUAAAAAUUCCACAGUUAUCAAA